CUCCCCUCCGACCUCAGAGCUUUCCCCCCUUCUCUCCCUCUUCCAGCCAUGAUCUGGCUGCCAGUCCUCCUCCGCGAUCGUGAGCUCGACCAUGACGCAGAGCAGAAGGGGUCCUCUCUAACGUCUCUGGAUCGCCAAUGCCGGGGACUCUUCUGCAGGACUUUGAGUUUGUUUCUGUGAAACAUGCCAUGUUCUUGGGGGUGCUCGAUUCUUUCUCUGCUUCACUUUGUUUUCAUCCUGGCAGGCGGCCACAAAGAGCUUCCUGACACACUCCUUUCCCUCCUUGCAGACCAAGGUCCAGACCUGUCAGUUGUCCAUCCUGUGAAAACCAGUGCUGAUGGAGAAUUUAUUUCCAAUGAGGUGUCUCAUCAUUUUAAUAUGGGAAGACACAGACGUGACCUGCAAGGCCAGCCUCCGCAGAGGCAGGUCUACUAUCAGCUUAGCUACAAGGGUCGAAACUUGAAGUUCAAUCUGACUGCAAACGAGCAUCUGAUUUCCAACGACUAUGUUUUGGAAAAAAGGAAGGACAAUACCACUGAGCAUCGCUUCUUCCAGGGGAAUUCCUGCCACCUCAUUGGGACUGUGGAAGCCUCUGGUGUUAGAGGGACUGCUGCCAUCAGCACCUGCAAAGGACUGACAGGAUUUUUUUCUCUCCCAGAGGGACACUUCUUUAUUGAACGAGUUCAGAAAUCACCCGAUGACGCCGCAGGACUUCCACAGCCUCAUAUUAUCUACCCCAAAGCCUCUUCAGGAAUUCACAGACAAAAACGUGACUCAGAGCCUGAACCGACUCGAAGCCCGUGUGGAGUUCAAGACGCUCCAAGCGACUCCAUCCAGGCGGAGAGGGAGAGGGAGGAGUGGGAGAGGGAGCAGCAGAGGGCAGGGGCUCAGCCCCGUAGCCACAGAUCUGUCAGUCGAGAGCGUUGGGUGGAGACUAUGGUGGUGGCCGACUCCAAACUCAUCGAAUACCAUGGCAGUGAACAUGUGGAAUCUUACAUCUUCACCAUCAUGAACAUGGUGGCUGGCAUCUUUCAUGAUGCCAGUAUCGGGAACGCCAUUCACGUCAUUUUAGUGCGUCUCAUUCUCCUACAAGGACAAGAGAAAGGGUUAAAGAUCGUUCACAAUGCAGAUACCACUCUGGCCAGUUUCUGCGCCUGGCAGAAACACUUAAAUCCACAAAAUGAUGCACAUCCAGCUCACCAUGAUCUGGGAAUUCUCAUCACCAGGAAAGACAUCUGUGCAGGAAUGAACCAGCCCUGUGAAACACUGGGUCUGUCUCACCUGUCUGGAAUGUGUCAGCCACACCGCAGCUGUAACAUCAACGAGGAUUCAGGCCUACCUGUCGCCUUCACCGUCGCUCAUGAAAUGGGCCACAGCUUUGGAAUCCAACAUGACGGCCAAGGGAAUGACUGUGAGCUUCAAGGGAGGCACCCGUUCAUCAUGUCCAGACAGCUGAUGUACGACAGCUCGCCUCUCACUUGGUCUUCCUGCUCCAAGGAUUACAUCACACGCUUCCUCGACCGGGGUUGGGGCUUUUGCCUCGAUGACCGUCCCUCUAAGAGGGACAUUGCCACGCCACUGGCUCGUCUUGGCAUCCGCUACACCACCCACCACCAGUGCCAGCUCCAGUAUGGUCCAAACGCUACUUUCUGUCCGGAGGUUGAUAAUGUGUGCCAGAUUCUUUGGUGUUCUGUAAAUGGCUCUUGUCGCUCCAAACUGGAUUCUCCCAUCGAUGGUACCCGCUGUGGACCAGAGAAGUGGUGCAUCUCUGGGGAGUGUGUAAUUGUGGGUAAGCUGCCUGAAACGGUGAAUGGUGGAUGGGGACAGUGGAGUACCUGGUCUUACUGCUCUCGGACCUGUGGUACAGGAGUUCAGUCUGCAGAGAGGGAAUGUAAUAACCCUAAGCCAGAGUUCGGGGGCAGAUACUGCACAGGGGAGAGGAAGCGCUAUCGGACCUGUAACACAAAACCUUGUCAGAGAGACAAACCAACCUUUAGAGAGAUGCUGUGUAGUGAGUUUGACACUGUGCCGUACCACAACGAGCUCUACCACUGGAUUCCUGUUUUUAGCCCUACAAAUCCCUGCGAACUGCACUGUCAACCUGUCGGUGAGUUUUUCUCUGAGAGGAUGCUGGACAUUGUGACUGAUGGAACGCCAUGCUUCAUGAACAACAAAUCCAGAAACAUCUGUGUCAACGGAGUGUGCAAGGACGUAGGUUGUGACUAUGGCAUUGAAUCAAACGCUGUGGAGGAUCGAUGCGGCGUCUGUUUAGGCGAUGGAACAAGCUGUCAGACCGUCUCAAAGUCGUUCGAUCAAGGAGAAGAAUUUGGCUACGUGGACGUGGGGGUGAUACCUGAGGGGGCACGGUAUAUUUCGGUAAAGGAAGCGUCGGAGGUGGGAAACUUCCUGGCCCUAAAGAGCGUGGAGUCAGAGGAGUACUUCCUGAACGGCAACUUCAUAAUCCAGUGGAAUGGCGAGUAUGAAGUGGGCGGGACGACGUUCUAUUAUGAACGCAAUGGGAAUGUGGAGAACCUCACUGCUCCUGGACCCACCAAGCAUCCAGUCAUGUUACAGCUGUUGAUUCAAGAAAAGAAUCCAGGAAUACAGUACGAGUACAUCAUCAAGAAGACAAAAGACUCUGAGAAUGAGGUCACUGAACCGAUUUACUUUUGGAGACAUGGAGCCUGGACAGCCUGCAGCACCACCUGUGGUUCAGGAGAACAACACCAGCCUGUUCGCUGUUUUCAGGCGGACAUGGGCGUUGUGGACGAGUCUCUGUGUGACUCCGACAGCCGUCCAGAUGACAAACUCCGCCAAUGCAAGAACAUGGAAUGCCCUGCUAGGUGGUGGGUUGGCAGCUGGCAACAGUGUACAGCUACCUGUGGGUCUGAGGGUGUGAGGAAGCGAACCGUUCUCUGUGUUCGCACCGUUUCCUGGGAAGAAAGAGUGCUCCAUCCUGUGGAAUGCAAGCAUCUUCUGAAACCAAAACCUGUAGUGCCGUGUAACAGGGAUGUACCAUGUGGGAAGGAUUGGGCUGUUAGCAGCUGGGGAGAAUGCUCUGCAACAUGCGGAGGAGGUGUUCGUUCACGCAAUGUAACAUGUGCCCUGACGCCCAGGAAGGCAUGCAACCUCGCCGCCAAACCCAGAUCCAGAUCCCUAUGUGCCUUGCAGAACUGUCCAAACUCAAGUCUUUACAGAAAACCAGGGUUUCUAUCUAUGUCCCGUCGUAUCUCCCCUCCAAGAACUCCUCCUUCCCAGCAUCCAGGAACCACAGCUGCACCUACAUCGACAAAAAAAGAAGCUACAACAAAUUUCAUACUUAAAACCACAUCACUUCCAGACUUUGAACACACAACCCCUGAAAUCAUCGAUGCAGAUGGCUUUGAUUUUAGUUUUGGGAUGAGAAAAAUUGAGAAUCCAAAAAACAGCACUAAAACAGAAAAACAGAAACAAGUAACUCUUAUAGAAGAUGAAAAUUUAGAAGAGGGAAGUACGCCCACCAUGCUCAUGUACACUGCAGGAUAUGAUUAUGUUGUUGAAGAUAUGACAACAGCAGCAGAAGACAAGAUUAGUGACAUGGAAGUUUUUACCACAGCUACAUCACCCAAAAGUUUUCUUCAAGUAACUCCUUCAAAACCGCAAAAAAGCCCAGUAACAAUGCAUAGAAUCAGAGCACCAGCCACAACUACCAACCCUGUUCCUUUCACCAGUACUCAGACAACUGAACACAUAUCCAACCUCUCCAUCACUCCAAAUAUCAGCCAAGGCUGGACACGCAGGAAUCCACUCAUCACUCCCAGUUACAGGAACAGGGCUGGCUCACCUAAAACCGACACCCAGACGAAAAGAGCUCCUUCUGUCACACCAAGAAAAUCAUUCACCACGGCACCAUCCCCUCACCCCACACCAACAAUUACAAUGAGAAAGUCAGCUGCAACACUUGAGGACAACAGUUCCAGCUCACGUCCUACUGAGACGUCUUCCAAGUUCAAAAGUGGUGGAUCAAAGAAUCAAAACCAGAAACAAAAAACUCCCCAAAGCAGCUUGGUCAGUCACCAAAACAAGCUGAAGGCCAGAGAGACGGCCAGAGAGACGGCCAGCAUGGACGUCUUCUGGAUUGUUGGAAACUGGAGUGAGUGUUCAACAACCUGUGGGAUUGGAGCUGUGUGGAGAGCAGUGACGUGCAGUUCACAGAAUGAGGAAGAUUGUGCCAAAAUGAAGAGACCUGAACCUGCACGGACAUGUCACCUGCAGCCAUGCGCCACAUGGCAAGCUGGCAGCUGGAGCAAAUGUCCAGAUGAUUGUGCGUUGGUUAAAAGGAGAUUCCGGGACGUCCAGUGUGUGGACGCUCAAAGUAAACGUCCACUUAGACCGUUUCACUGCCAGGCUGUGUCCAGCAGGCCUCUCAGCACCUUGGUGUGUCCUCACAACCCCUGCAUGAACUGGGAUGUAUCACCCUGGGGACCGUGCACUGGGAUUUGUGGCGAAGGCGUCCGUGAGCGGCGGGUGUUCUGCGCUGAGCCACAUCACUGCAGCACCACUCAGAGGCCAAACAGCACAGAGCCCUGCAGCUUAGAGCCAUGCGCCCACUGGAAGAGUGGGGACUGGGAGGAGUGCUCAGUGAGCUGUGGUGGUGGCCAGCAACGGCGGUCGGUCAAGUGUGUGACGGGGCGGGAAUCGGCUGUCGUGCCAAACAGCCGCUGUGAGAAGAUUUUAAAACCAGUAACACUCAGAAUGUGCAGCAUGCAGGAAUGCAGCUCAGCUUGCAGGAAGAACGCCAUUUCUUCUCGCUUCUGUGAAAAGCUGAAGCUUUUGGGCCGCUGCACUCUCAGGUCUGUCCAAAGACAGUGUUGUUUCAUGUCGAUGCAAAGCCAUCUGUUCACAAGAAAACCAAAGUGGCAUCGACUUCUUCAGUUAACCCGUGCGGACUAAACUGAGAUGGACUGUGACACUUUGUUCUGUUUGAUUUUUUUUGAAACAUUUUCUUUUUGUAAUGUCUUUUUUUUUUAAACAAAGCAAAACAGGAGUCAAAGACAUAAACAGUGAUACAGAGAAACAAUAGUAAGACUUAAACAUUUUUAACUCAGUGAUUCCCGCUGUAAACUCUCCUUAACAGUGUUUUUGGUUUUAACCUGGUGCUACAUCUGCAGUUUUUCUUGCUCCUGCUCAUUUGUUGUUUGUAGUCUGAAAAGCAAAAUGUUCAGCUAGUUAGUGACGUUAAAUUGAUCGUAGGAGUGAGUGUCUAAAUUUUGCAAUUUUGUUAGACUUAACUGAAAUUGUGCCAGUAUGUAAUGGAUCUUAGGGCUACCACUUCACUCUAGUUCCACUCUCAAAACCUUUACCAAGUCAUUCCAGUUCUUCAGUGGGUCUCAAAAAUGCUCAUCCUCCCAAAUUUUAAGUUUAUUGUGGACCAAAGAUAGCGCUGUUACAGUCAUGGAGUUGUUGAAAAAUUGUGUAACAUCUGAAUUACUAUAUACAUUUGUUUUCUUUCUUGGCUAAAACAGUGAUUUUUUUCAUUAUUUUCUUUUUCUGUUUUGUUCUUGAAGCUGGCACUGUGUGUUUACAUUGUCUUCAGUACCUGGUUUUGUUAUUUUUGCUGUGGAAAUGUCAUUUGCAUCAUAAUGCAGUCAAACCUAUAAGAAUUGAAAUUUUGUAGAGAGGUGUUGCAGGUCAUCCCUCUUCGACUACUUUUGAGAUGACAAUGUUUUUUUUUCAAUGAGAUUAAUUUGAUUUACUCACCCACAUUCCUGGUGUGUGCAUUUUAAAAACCAGUUUUGUACAUCAAUAUCUAGCAACAUUAAUAUUAAUAAAACUUAGUUGGAAGAAAAAACAAACUUGAAGUUAAGGCAAACCAUGAUGAAAAAAAAAGAUUUUUUUCCCCUUUUUUCCAAGUACGGUAGCCCACUGCUGUUAAUAGGAGGCAGUGAUUCCCAAAUUGUUCACAUGGGAAGAUCUUUUUGCACUCAGAAAUAUUCCAGAGCCCUCCCUUUGUGCAAAAUGAUCAUAAACUGCUCCUAAAUUGCACGUCUAGUGAAGAAGUUACUCUGCAAAAAGUUGUUUUUCCUCACAAACAUGUUGUUGCCCAUAAGACUAGUAUUUCUGUUUGCCACUGUGACAAUUUUUUACUCUCCAAAGGUCAAACAAAUGAAAAAUAGUCUUCUGUUGCAGACACAAAAGCCAAAAAAGCAUGAAGAGUUAGGAAACACAUCAGGAACUCAGUCUCACAAAUGUUGGGUUUAUAACCUGAAGCACUCACAGUUGCUGGAUUUUAAGUAAAAGGCAGCUCACACGUGACCAAACGACCUGCAAAGUAACAAAAAAUGAUCUUAAUAACAAUUAUGCCCCCUAGUUUGUGAAUCCCAGCCGUCAGGGUUUGUUAGGUAAGCCCCAAAUUAGAAAGCAUUCCUGCAAAAUGCAUUUGUUCUCCCUUCACUCCUCCAGAUCCCUUUGAACGUCCAAUCAUUGAAAUGUUUUGGUGAGAUGAUUCUCAGGGUCACAGGCAUGGGGGGUGGGGGGGGGGGGGGCAGAGAGGGGUACAAAUUAGGACACAAAACAAGCCUAUUGUUGUUGGCUGAGUUUUUGUCUUUCCAGAUUUGGGCUUUGUCUGUCUCCAUCAGGGGAUGUUAGGGGAUUAAAAAUGCAAGGUUUUACAAACAAGUCAAUAAAGUUUUGUUCUGCAUUUUCUUUGUUCUGAUUGGUAACAUUGGCCUUUUUUGCAGUUUGUCCAUAUAAAUAUUAAAUACGUUGUUAUGCAAAGAAAGAUUGAAACCAUUCAAUGCUUUUUUUAAUGGAGGAUGAUCUUUAAAUCGUCCCAAUUGACAGCCAAUGAGAUGACGAUCAUUUAAUGUAAAGAUGUAGACAUAACAAAGACCAAAGGGACACAUUUAAAAACCCCAUCAACAUAUGGUUUGGCCGUAUUUGUAAAAAGAGAUAUUUCUUACCCCGCUUUGUUAACAAAAUCAAGAUUUUCUUAUUUGUACCCACUGAGUCGACAAGUUUGUAGCGGCCUGAGAUUGCCACACGCCGCUGCAUGUGCCACUCUGACGGCUGUGUUUCAGGGAUUGGGUUUAACUGUCCCAGAUUUCCAGAGCUCCGCUCAAUAACAUGACACGAUGGGACGUUACCCUGCUCCGAGCACCCUGCUGCUGUCAUUCAAACCACAGACUAGGAGUUAGUCAGCAGUAAUGGAAGGAGAAACUCAAUACCUGCUGAAUGUGGCACAUCAUGUCCUAAAGGCUGACUGUGUGAGCGGCUGAAUGUAAGAUGUACGUGUGUGUUAUUGUGACAAAGUGGUGCUGCCUAACAAGAUGCCUCAUGCUUUUGUAUCAUUAUGUAUUAGGUGCAUGCAUUGUGGAGACAGGACCUGGGUAUUUGGACAAUAAAAUAUUAGUGAUUUUAAAACUGUGCACAUCACUUCAUAAAUGCCAGUUAGUCAAAAAUAAAACAGAAAGUUUUGGUACAGAAAUAAAGAGAAACAUGACUAUAAAACCAGUGUGGUUUGCUUUAACAGAUCUAAGCAGCAUGAAAACUUUGAAGCUGGUCGUUCAAUAAAAAUUUAAGAAUGGUCGUAAAAUUAAAAGUUUAAUCUAAACCCACAACUGUUCAUCUUUAAUUGUCAGAUAAUUACUUGACUAAAUUUUAAGCUCUUUCCUGGAGCAUAUCACAAAAACAUUGUAUUUUUUGUUCAUAAUAAGAACUUUUUUUAUGUUUCAAAAAAUACAUCUAGGAAUUUUCAGAAACAUCCAUUUGUGAGCAUUUUUAUGUUUUUCCAACACUUGUUGGCCUUAUACAUUAUUUUUUCUGUUAAAUUCUCAUCAUUUUUAGAAAUUUGUUCAAUUGGUGACUCAUUCAACCCCUUGCAUGGAUUUAUUCCCAAUUAUCUAUAUUUUUAUAUUUUUUAAUCGUCCUUUUUUUUUUUUUAAAGGUAGUGCUAAAUGUCUGCAGCAUCCCUGGAUUAAGUGGUACUCUGGAAAUUAGUGACCUACAAUGUGAAGGGGUAAAUAUAACAGAUUUUUAUGGUAGAACAGCAAUCUUUUGUCAAGCUUCAAGAUUGUUAUUUUUUAUUAUAUAUUUGGCCUAUUUAUGGACCAAAUAGAUACAUUGAUUACAUAUUUUCAAAACAGGGGGAAAAAACUGACAGUUCAUUUGAAUUGCAACAUUUUGUCAAUCUAUCAAAUGAAAUACAAGGCAUAAGUAAAGACUUUUAUUGCAUCAUUAUUGUGUGUAAUUACUUGUGUAGAAUAAAGUUGGUCUACCAAUCGCACUGCAAGAACACCUUAAGUUGCGAGACAGUUGAUCCGGAGGUUGACCUGUAAGUAAAUUCCUCUUCCCGACUGAAUUUGACCCUCAGCUGAUGAUGUAAGUGCCUGCUAGGAAUGGGGAAGAUUACCUGACUAACAUCUAUUGAUCAUUGUAAAGCAGGAAAAAGCAACCUCAUCUUUUGGGUUACCAGACACCGGCGGCCGAUGCAACAGCCAAGAACACAUCAAAUAUUCAUGUUUGAUGACCAAGAGAAAAAGGAAGCCUCCGGUCUGAGCCAUGCAAGAGCUUGCAGGUUCUUUUCUUGAUACAUGAGGAAACUGUAAAGCUAAAAUCUUGGACAAGUACAAAUUAGGAAGAAAAAUAAUUAAAUCUAGCUGGUUGUCACUCAAAUCCCAUAAAAUCAAGUGGCAGGUUUAGGCAGCAAAAUGUCAUGUGGCUGUUUUUCCUGAGUGAAAAGUCCAGUCUAGUGGCUCUCAUCUGGACUCCAUCAGGUUGCAUGUCCCCAAGGCAGCCAGAUUGGCAUCCAUGUACCAGGCCUGUUUCUUUAUUAAAGCCUCUGCCUCCUCUGACCCAGCACACACAGUUCGAGCCCCAGGGAACACAAGCACAGGCACACAUGGCUCCCAUAGGUCAGUUUGGUUGUUUGUGAGUUGUGCGUUUGAUUCCCUCAUAGACCACAUAUGGAUUUAAGCUUAAGUAAUGCAGUGUGAGAUGCUUUUCUUUGUAAAACAUCUGCUUAAUGAUAGUGUAGCUAAAGAAAAAGGCUAAUACACUCACAACCAGGCCAAGCAAAAUCAGAGACAUAUGACAUGAAUGAGGUGAAUUUCCACAGUUCAACCUGAUAACGUGAUACACUAUAUUAAGCA
Messenger RNA from Oryzias latipes (Japanese medaka), 9128 nucleotides. RefSeq names its product ADAM metallopeptidase with thrombospondin type 1 motif, 12 (gene adamts12). Gene Ontology annotation, molecular function: metalloendopeptidase activity. Gene Ontology annotation, cellular component: extracellular matrix. The record is from RefSeq and is a predicted model, not a curated record. Gene Ontology annotation, biological process: proteolysis; extracellular matrix organization. Lineage: Eukaryota; Metazoa; Chordata; Actinopteri; Beloniformes; Adrianichthyidae.